AUGGAGGAAAGCACACUCUUUUGGUGAAUAUGAACUAUUUUCGGAUUAACAGGGCUUUUGGUGGUCCCAAUCUUAUUCGUCAUUCCAGCUCCAUACGGAAAGUUCACCAGAGAAGGCUGGGGACUUGCCCUGAGAAGCGAUCUUAGUUGGUUUAUUCAAGAAUCUCCCUCGUUUUACGUCUUUCUUAUUACAGCUAUUUAUUCACCGAUAAGAGAUACAACAACACUUAUUUUAGGCCUAUUAUUUUUAAUCCACUAUCUAAACCGAGUCUUUUUUUACCCUCUCCAAAUGCGCGGCAAAGCCAAAACCACUGUGCUAACUGUAGUAAUUUCCUCCUUAUUUUUCACAGUCACAAAUGGAUAUCUUCAAGCAAGAGGACUAUUUAAAUUUGACCCAACCACAAAUUCAAUAGAUAGCAUUAGCUUUUGGGUAGGAGUUGUUGUAUGGGAAUUCGGCUUUAUUAUGAAUUUACAAAGUGAUCAAAUUUUGAGAGAUUUAAGAAAGCCUGGGGAUAUUGGAUAUAAAAUUCCUUAUGGAGGACUAUUUGGAUAUGUGAGUGCUGCAAAUUAUUUUUCAGAAACAAUCGAACACUUAGGAUGGGCUAUUGCGUGUGGCAAUAAAACUGCAUGGAUUUUUGUGAUGUGGACUAUCGCUAAUUUAGGGCCAAGAGCGAUGUCCCAGCACAAGUAUUAUUUGCAGAACUUCAAAGAAUACGCAAGACUUAAUAGAAAAGCCUACAUACCCUUUAUAUUUUAA
Molecule: messenger RNA, 756 nt
Organism: Blepharisma stoltei
Lineage: Eukaryota; Ciliophora; Heterotrichea; Heterotrichida; Blepharismidae
Source: the annotation of a GenBank genome assembly